Molecule: messenger RNA, 9160 nt
Organism: Anastrepha obliqua
Lineage: Eukaryota; Metazoa; Arthropoda; Insecta; Diptera; Tephritidae
Gene: MESR4
Exons: 3
Coding region: 267-7898 (2543 amino acids)
Source: RefSeq, a predicted model, not a curated record
CAGAAAAUUAUUGCGCGGAAACAAAAGGAGUGUAUGAUGAAGGCAGCGAUCAGGACGAGAAUGCUAUUGUUGGGUCAUUUACAGACGUUGGAAAUGAAACAAAAACAGAUACUGCACCAAAUUCAGAGACAGUUGCUAACCUAGACUACCAUAACAAAUAUAGGGACUUGGAUUGCGAGAAGCAAAAAUCAAAUGCUUCGAACUCAGAAACCGGAGCAACGCUUGCAGAUGACUCCAUCGAACCAAGUGAUGUACCAGAAAGUGGCAUGGUUAGCAUUGCUGGUAAAAAUGUGAAGUCCACAGAAUUAAAUGCGCUCGAAGCGCAGCCAAAAGAAGGCAAAGAUUUUAAAACUGCAGCGGCUGUAAUCACUCAACAAAACUAUGAAAAUACGCUAAGAUGUCAAGGUCAAGAUUUGAAAACUGAUUUAAUAGAAAACAAUUCAUAUUUUCAGUAUGAUUGUGCAGAAGAGAAUACUAAGGAAGAGAAGAAUAUGUUUGAUUCAUUACAAAACAAAUCAAUAGAAAAUAAUGAUCUGCAUGAAGUUGAAGAAAAUGUUACAAUACUUGAAAGUGAGGUUUGUAACAGAAAAGACAUUGAAGAGUUGGCAAUUAUAGACCAGCAUGAAUUAAAACCAGAUCAAGAAAGCGAUCCAAACAGGGACGAAAAAGAAGUAUUUACCAUAAGUGAUGACGAUUCCAUUGAAAGUAGUACCGCAAGGGAAAAGAAAGAACAACUAAAUUCAAUACAAGAUCUGCAAAAGGAGAACUAUGUGAAAGAAGAGUCACCAAAAAUGAUCUUUAAUGAUAAAGAAAAUGAGGUAAUUGACAUAGAUGAUGCCGAAAGCCAUAAUGGAUAUAAAAUUGAUAAGAGAUUGCAAACCCACAAUGAUAACGAAGAUGAAAAGAAAUAUGAGGCCAAUCUGCAAUGUGAAUUUGGUUCUAAGUUUGAAAUUGGUGAUAGCAGUAAAGAGAGUAAUUGCGAAUCAACGGAUGAAAAAAUAAAAGAUGAUAAUGUUGUUGGACACCUCACAAAAUCAAAUGCAGAUAGUAAAGAAGCAUUGAAUACAAUAAGUGACGAAGAAAUGGAAAAUAUUCAAGCAGACGAAGGACUGAAUGUUCUAAAGAAGGAUAUAGUAAUAGAUUCGAAAACCAGCAGUCCAAAUGAAAAUUUACAAGCUCAAUUAAAGAUUAAUGGGGACCAUCAAAUGUUGCCAUCACCCAACUGGGAUAGUAAUCCAGACCAUCUUCAACACGGAACAAGAAAUAUUAAAUACGUUGGUUUGCCAUCAGCGGAUGGCAAUGAGGAAUUGGAGAUACUUGAUAGACCGCCAAUAAGUUCUGAUAUUCCUGAAAAUCAGAAUAUUGAUGGAAUGGAAACCGAUAAUGAGAACAAAUGCGACACCACAUUAUCUAGUCAAUCAAAUGUAGAAAAUGACCUAAGCAGAGUUACCUGUGACGAUGACAAUAGCCACUGCUCAUCCGUGGCCUCCACGGAGUCAAAUUCAACCGAUACGUCAUCUUCACACCAGCUUGUUAUCGAUCAUCCAAUGGAGGAAAUCGAUGUGGGUUUAUCAGCGCCUUGUAUCGAGACUGGUCCAAGCCAAUCAUUUUAUCAAACACACGACAAAUCGGAUAAAAUAAAUACAAUGAAAUUGUCAUUGAAGAGAAAAUAUAGUAGUUGUAGUAAAACCCCUUUAUCGCCCAAACAUAAGCAACCACAUCUUGACUCAGAAUCAAAUGAAAACAGGAGGUUUGGUUCGCCAUGCGAUCAAGAUAAUAUAGAGGCAUUGUGUGAAUCAGUUGAAGAAGAACAGCAAGCAAAAGAAAAUUUAGCAAGCAAUUAUAGUGACACAGUUGUAGAAAAUACACCUUUGAAAUCAUUGUUAUUACAGCAUUUACAAAAGCCAUAUACGCCACCGCCACCGCAACACCACGAUAAAGCAAUAGAUGUAACAGAACCGAUUUCAUUACUUACACAACCUUUAGAAAAUACUUCUCUUAAUAAUAUCAAUCCCCCAACAAUGCCUGGGACUGUAUCCGACGUAAUUGGAAAUAUCGCCAGUCCUAAAUAUCUGUGCUUUAAGUGCAAAACUGGCAGCUUCGGUUCGUUCGCGGCUUUAAACGAACAUCAGCGUGAAUGCUUGGCGGAUACACGUCUCUUGCCAACGAGAAUUGAUGAAAUAGGCAGCUUAUUGCCUCUAUUGGUCCCCCCCGUCCUCGCUACGCCUCCGCCAUCUGCAUCUCCAGAUGCUAACAUAGGCAUGACCACCACGCAAAUUGUUUCACAAACACUUGCCCCAACGCCAAUACCACCACCCAUCCCAGAAACAGCACCACAGAAGAGACAGUAUUACAAGUGUUCCAGUUGUAAUACAUUUCACGAAAAUUGGAAUCUGCUUUUGCACAUUCGCGAAAAACACCAGCGACAUCUGUGCCUAUAUUGCAUACGUUUAUUUCCUACAGCAGAAAAACUAUCUGUUCAUUUGGAAAUAAAACACGAUCUUGAACAAAAUCACUUUAAUUCAGAGGAGGCACUUCGAAAAAGCGUUUCGCUAGUUGGUGGUGUGGCUAGUGAGGUGAGAUUUCUAAUGUGCUGUACAUGCCAGCACUUAUUUAAAGAAAGUGACCCGUUUUCUGACCACAAUUGUGCUGAAUUCAUGAAACCAUGUAAUUUAUGUGGGCAAAAAGGACGCCACAGCAAUCAGUGCAAAGCACACCCAGACGCGAAACGCACUUCAAAGACAAAGAAAAAAUCGAAGAAAUUACUGGGGGACGCACCAACAUCUGUACCCGACAGAAGACUCAACUCAUUGUCGUCAGUUCCAUUCGCUGAUGACCCUUUACAUCCAAAUUCCCUUCACUGUGAUAACAAUCAGAAAAGUAUGACAACGGCAGUGCCUCCGACAAGCGUUGGAUCAGCACCAGUAGCAUCACUGCAUAGCCAAGAUAGUAACAGCAGUAGUAAUAUGGUCAUUGAUGAAUCCUGUACAACUACACAUAGUUCGCUUAUAAAUCCGUUUAAAGAACUCGAUGAACGUUGGCGUUUAGAACAACAAUCACAACACCAGCACGAGGCGAAUUCGCCUCUACCUGCAAGCAAUACUACGUCACCUACCGAAUCGAAAUUGAUAGUUCCGAAGUUUAAAUUACGAGUGCCGAAAGAGUUUCAGAAGUCCGUGGAUAUGGCGCUUAGCUCUACCGAAAGUGAAGAAGAAGAUGAUGAUGAAGGGAACGAAGAGGAAUCUGGAUCCCAGGAGGCUUCGAAUUAUAAAAACGAUAUGUGUUCUGCAGGCAUAACGACAGGAUUACCAAACGAAAAUACAUUUAACUUAUAUGGGGACAAUAAUUCAACAGUCAUGGCUAACGAGCACACAUUGCCACAAAAGAAAACCGAGGGUAUCAGUCCAGAAGGUCCAUCAGCCGAUAAGAACGAAUGGGUGGAUGAGACGAACUCAAAUCUUGCUCGCAUACUUCAAGAAAUUGAACGCACAAAAUUGGACAUUAAGCGCACAAAAAAGACAUUUCAUCAUCCAUUAAAAGCGAAGCAAGAUCCUUCUGAUGAAGUGUUGACCACAUCAGCACAGAGCGCACGUAACUGGACACCUACUCCACCAACAUCCCCAAAACAAACACGUUGGCUAACGACAGGAGAUUCUCAGAAACAAAGUAGUCCCAGUUCAGAGUUGAUGAAACCAGAACAACAAUUAAGCCAAGCAUUGCAAAGAAGAGAUUCUGCAGGAAGUGAUGCAAUGGAUAUUGAUGAAACAAUAAUGCGAACAGUUCCAGAACAACCUCCAAGAGAAAAUGCAGAUGAGAAUUCCCAACAUACUAAAACUAUUGACACUGGGCCGGAAUUGAACACGUCCUCAGAGAGAGCAAACAUAUUAGACAGCAGUGCAGAUACUACAGCUAGCCCUAUUGUAGGAGAAGAAUUAAUGCCCACUGAUAAUUUUCAACAAAAGCAGGAAAAUGAAUUGCCCAGUGGCAAUAAUACAACGAACAUAGAUUUUCAGGAGACAACUCAACACAUGCAGCGCACUGAAAUUAAUCAAAAUUUACCUGAUGAGCCUGCGGAUGGCAUAGAGGUAGCCAACGACGACGUGUUAGUUGUUGAUCUAGAGCUGGAUCGCCCUUUGGAAAAAAUAGAGAUUGUAGAAUUCGUUCGUACAUGCUUGAAAGCUGUAUAUCCGCUUUGUUUGUACUGUAAUCAUGCACGCCGUAUUGCCGUGAAUGGGCAAAGUCUUGUGCUGCAUAUGCUUGCGCAGCAUCGAUUUAGUGCCACUGUAGAUAGUAUCACAGCAGAAGAAUUAAAACCCGAAACGAUCUGCGCUAAAUUGAAGUCCUUUUUGCCAGUAUUGGAAAAUGUGUUCUUUAAUUCAACGAGCUACUGCACAAUCGGCGAAGGCGCAUUUACUCAUCAUUUCAACGAACGAAUUUUCGAAUGUUUCCAGUGUCGCUUUGUCACUUCCACCCACAAAGAGCUUUAUUUGCAUAAUAGAAAGAUGCACUUAAAAACAGUUAUACUCUGUUUUAUGUGCCGUGCGAACUUUUUUAGUUUUAGUGAAAUUCUCUGUCAUAUUUGUCCAGGCGCAGCAAAUAAAACGCCGGUAUUCGAUGUAAAGUUUCGCUGUUGCCUUUGUGACGUAGACAACAUCCCUUCGCCAUUUCGUUUGAUGGUGCAUUUGCGUAAACGGCACUUUGCUUGUGACGUUUGCUUGGAAGAUUGUCGGGAUCAAGGCCGGCUGUCAUCGCAUGUAUGGAAACACAAAUUACAUCAUCUGUGUUAUCGCUGUGGCAUUGCGUACCGCAAUAAAAUGGAUAUUACCAAACAUCUAUUUUGGAAGCACGGCACUGAAAGUAUAAUUUGUAAGCGAUGCUUACAGAAACGCUGGCGCCAUGUGUACCACUUUUGUGUACCCCCGAGUACAUUCAAUUGUGAACUAUGCAAUUUGUGUUUUUCGAAGGCUAUGUAUUUAAAAGUCCAUAAACGUUUACACAGCGGAGAUCUACGUUAUCCUUGCAUGGAGGAGAACUGCGAUGAGAAGUUUAUAUCACGCAAGUUGCUACUAAAACACACCGCCACACAUCUUCAACAGGAAAGCCUGGUAGCAGAUUUGGAACAAUUAGGAGAUUCCAACGAAAAAAAUAAAUUUGUAGAGGAAAAUGGGGAACCUGAGGAGGAGGAUUCUAAAAAAGAAAACGACCAAGACAUGGAACUCAAUAAAACAGGAGAUUCUACUAAAAUUAAAAGCGAAUUUUCUGAGUCUGCAAACAAUACAGAAGUUCCUGUUAAAUGUGAAGAAAGUGAAAGUGGUUUUAAAGCAAAUGCAGAAUAUAAAACGGACGCAAUUCCAGAUGUGAAAAAUCUUGAUUUUCCGAAGGGGGAAAUAACAAUCCCCGAUGAAGAAAAGAGUGCAGAGACACCUCGUAAAAAGAAAAAAAAGAAUAAACGUUCCAAAGAAUCGCUGGAAGAUUUAAAUUUGAUUGCGCCGAAUCUAUCAGAGACAGACAGCAGCGAAGAAUCAGAUGUAGACAGCAAGUCACGUGGUGAUGAAAAUUCUUUGGUUCCAAAAGUAAUGCUCUCGCCACCUUCUGAAGCCGAAAAUGAUUUGGAAGAGGUGAAAAAAACUGAGGUGAGUGGACUGCUGGAAAGUGAGGAUAAAGACUUAGGAGAAAACGUUGCUUCUAGUACGGGUAAAGUAUUGGAAAUUUGGAAAAACUUUCUGCAAGCUCAACAAGGUAGUGCAGACUCCGAAGUUGGAACAGAAACCGCACUAAAAUCUGAAGCAGAUUACGACGAAGAUAAUUAUCCUAAACCGAGUUCGCUUCAUGUUGUCUACUCGGACCACGACUAUUGUAAAAUGUUCCGCCCUCCUUCGCCGGUGCAACCCGUCGUAAAAGCAGUUUCACCCUUGGCAUCAUUAUCACCUACAAAACGUAAUAAAGCAACAAAAUCUCCAAGGCGAGCGUCAGCUCGUCAUUCUGCAUCGAGUUCUUCCAGUGAUUCAAGUUCUGGCUCAGAUUCUAGCUGUUCAUGCGGUUCAAAUUGUUCAUGCAGUUCGAGUGGGAGCGACAGCAGUUCAACUAGCUCCAGCUCCGAUGAUAGUGAUUCAUCUGUUGGCUCGAACGCUUCUCGUAAACGACAUCGCAAAAAAUCGGAACGUGAACGUUUAAGGAAAAAGAGCGAAAGUGUUUCUCCAUUUAAGAAACACACAAAUUCUGAGACUGUAAACGUCGUCGACGAUGAUUUAGCCAACGAAAUCGUUGCCAAUCCAGGAACUGAACGUCCGCCAUCCCCACCAAAGGAACCCCAAAUCUAUGAAUCGGAUUUGGAAACUGCUGAAUCAGAAACUGAUGAGGAGUUUUAUGAUAAGCAUCCGCAGAAGCUGGCCAGCGAAUUAUUAGCACAAAAACGUGCUCAAUUGAUGGCACAAACCCGUUUGUCGCCUUCACACAAUUUCGAUAUUGUGGAAAAUAGUCGCCCGUCCACCCCUUCGCUUCCUGAAGAUGUUGUUUGUGAAACGACGAGGGUCAAAUUAAAGAAAAAGAAACGCGAUCGCAAAUCUACCUGCAAAUCGAAUUUCCCCUCAAACGCUACGUCAAUAGUGAAGGCGAAAAGUGAAAAAAAUAAAUCGCUCAUUGAUGUUGUGCCCUCAGUUCCUUUGAGUGGAAUGGAUCGUUUACCUCUUUACGAAUUAGCUCAGUCAUCGCCCUCUGUUGCAGAACCACCCAUGGCUCAACAGCCCAAUAUAACUACACCAUAUUCUUCCUUAACACUGCCUACCGUCGAACAGUUGACACCGCGUCCCAUUGCACCGCACAUGCCUGGUAGAAUGAGUGAGGGAAGUAGCUGUUCCGAUGCAGACGGCUCCUUGAAGCGUUCCAAGCGUGCUCGGCGUCCUAACAAGUUUUACGGCUAUACCAGUGACGAUGAGAACACAGGUAUUAACCUUGGGCAACCAUUAAUGAUGGGAAUGCGAGCUAUUAAACCGCAGCCACCACCACAACUAACUUGGCGUAAAGAAGAUUUACCAACGCCAUCGAAAAGCAUCAAGAAUCAAAAGAACCGAACUGUACGUACACCAAAAACUCCCGGUACACUAGUAAAUGCUCUUGCCAGUGGUGCUCUAAGCACAUCUGCUCCUGCGUCUUCAAAGAAAAAACGAACUACCGAAGGUGAUGGAAAAUCAACGACUUCUAAGCGCUCCUCAAAAAAAGCGACUUCAUCUGAAAAGCUCCCGCCUAUACCUACUCUUAAAAUACGUUCUUCUCAGUUGGGGAUUAACAAUGAUGGUUCUGGCUCUGGUACUGGAACCGAACUCUUUCCAACACCUCAAAUAUAUUCUUCCAGUAAAGAUACCGAUGACGAAGAUGAUGAUAACAAUAGUAGUGAAGCUUCUUCCGAUGGAGAGACUAGUGCGCGUUUAGUACAAACAGAUGUCAGUCAAACGACCUCGACUUCAAACCUAUGGAAUAACAAUUUGAAUCCGACAACUGGUUCCCCCGCUGUACAUACACAGAUGCAACAGCCUUCAGCACUCCAACCUGUUUUACCAACGCCACAGGCAACGGUGUUCAACCACAAGAUACCACCAGCUCUGUUACCUAAUCCAAACUUUGAAACACUACAGUACUUUAAGGCCAACAACAUUCGCUAUCCGAUACGACCACCAGCUGGAGCGCGACAAGCGCGUGAAGGAGAAUCAGUUUACUGCUAUUGCCGGUGUCCCUACGAUGAAGUAUCAGAAAUGAUUGCUUGCGAUGGCGAGAAUUGUCUCAUUGAGUGGUUCCACUUUGAGUGUGUGGGUAUUAUGGUGGCCCCGCAGGGUAAGUGGUUCUGUGCUGAAUGUCGACCCAAAUACUCCGAAGAGUUGUAUCCAACCACUGGCAGUGUAUAAAAGGUGGCUGUUGGUCUUAUAAAAGAACCAAGAAAAAAGAGUAGUGAUAUAAAUAUAGAAAUUUUAAAUGAAGUCCUAAAUACGCUUAUUAAUUAAUAAUUUCCUCUACUAUACAAUUAAUAUUAACAUAUGAAAACAGAAAAUAUAUAUUACUAUAGUGCUGUAGACUAAAACAAAAAUAGACUUCGACGCUGUUUAACAUUUUCAGAGGUGUUCAGACUUUCGAUUUCUUUUAAGUAAAUAUAAUAUAAAAAGAGAACUGGAAACUAUGUUUUUAGUUUGCCCAAAUGAACUUGAGUUCAUAACGAACAACAAAACAGCAGAUAAAUGGAUGUUAUUCACUUAUUUUAUUUUAAUAUAUAAUAAUUAAAAAUAUGUAGUAUGUAAAUAUGUAAUUAGUUGCUUGAAAUUAGUUGCUCAUGGAUCGUGUAAUUUAGGAAAUAACGAACGGCGACAAAAAUGAUAUGAAAGCAAACCAAGGUAAAACAAUUUCAGUUAGAUUUAAUCAAACAACUAUUUUGGCAAGAUGAAGCAGCAUACGAAUAUAUAAUUUAAAACAGUGCUGUUUGUAGCUAAACAACAAAAGCUGCACAGUUUGAAUUUACGUUGUAAAUAUAUUUGAAUUUAGUUUGUAAGAACGUUGUUGUGCUUGCUACGAAAAGAAAAUGUGCACCAAUAGCACAUUUCUUUUUAUGGUACAUCAACUGCAAUACGGUUUCUGGUUAUAUGGUCGCUGGAAAGCGGAAAUAUUCUGUAGAUGUGAAAGUGGUCACAAACUAGCUUCUCUAAUUUGCAGGUCAGUUUUGGACUACUGAUUACUGAUUAUUCAAUACUUAGUGCUAAGCUUUAUAUAGAUAGGAUAUAGUUUUGUAAACUCAAAUCAAAUUUUAUUUGUAGCACCUACACAUUGGGAUCUUUGGCAAAUGUACGAGUAUAUAAAAUAUAUGUAUUUGCACCUCCAUAAGAUUACGAAGAUUACUAGAUUACGAGUAUGCCAAAACUAAAUGAGAAAACAUGCGAAAAUUUAAACAAAAAACAACCACUUACAAAAACAAAAAACCGUUUGUUUCCGGAAAGCAGACCGAUAAACUCUGUUAAUUUAGUUAUUACAUUUGAUAAUUCUUGAUUUGUAUUGCGUAUCCAUUAAUAAACAAAGCAUACUAACCAUAAAUAAUGUUCAACCCAAAUUUUGUUUUAUGCAACGAGGUUUUAAUUUUCCAGUUCAUAUUUUGCGAGUGUUUCAAUCAGUUGGACAAAUUUGG